UAUCUACGCGCGCUGUGAUAUCCAUGUGUAACCGAUUCAGUGAUCGAUAUGGUGAAAUCGAUAGUGCUAGUGAUGUGCCCGUGAGAUGUUCUCCAAUUUCAAAUUACCGAUUCUGAAGAAGGGGACGAAGGAGGAGCCUGUAUAUUGCUACAGGAGCGUCAAGAGUAAACCUCCUAAAACGCCUACGCUGUCUCGAGUGAAACGACAUCAAAGACGUCGUUCGGAACCAGGCAUCGUUCCUUCGAUCGUGGGCUUCACCAAAGACUCCGUGGCCCAGGAGUCUGAUCGCCUAGCGCCUGGAGACAGGAUCUGCAGUGUCAACGGGAUAUCAACAGCAAGACUCACCAACGAUGAGGUCCUUAGACUUCUGGAUAAUGUCGAAGAGAGGGCGUCGUUGGAAGUGGAGUACUAUAUGCCUAAUUAUGCCUCUCAAAACUCACUGUACAUCACGACAAAGCUAGCAGAGGUGCCUGUUGAGAAGGUCAACGGCUCCCUCGGGAUUACUAUCAGAGGAGGCCUUCCAGAAAAUUCUGCUCCUACAGCGGAUUUGGUGCUCAACAGUAGGUCCUUAGACGCCCAGCCUUUGGUCGUAACUCAUGUGAGACCAGGGGGUGCAGCAUAUAAUACGUCGCGGAUAAAACCGGGUGAUAGGCUACUAAAAGUUGACCAUAUACCUCUCACGAACAAAACGUUAUCAGAUGUCCAUCAGAUUCUCCAAAACUGUCCACAAGUCACCAGUCUUACCAUAGAAUACGACGUAUCCAUAAUGGAAUCAGUGAAAUUAGCCACAGGACCCCUACUCAUAGAAAUAGAAAGACCUUGUAACGAGGAUUUAGGAUUAUUUUUGACCAAUCAGAGGUACUCUGAUGAAGUAUACAGUUCAGGUUCAGAGACGUACCAAAGAGUGGGAAGUUGCAAUGCUAUUUAUAUUGACAGUAUUUUACCGGCUAGUAUAAGUGACAGAUGUGGAGCGUUACACCCAGGGGAUCAGCUUUUAGCCUUCGAUGACCACGUGAUCGAAGGGAACAACUAUACUGCCGAGGAAGUGAUGUGUUAUUUGGAAAAUAGUGAAGGCGGCUUCACUAGAUUGCACGUGGCGCCGAGACACGUUAUAGGUCAAAUGGGGAGGUAUACAAGAGAAAACUCAAUAUCGGGUACAUCUACGUUGAAUGCUAAGAAACACAGGCAGAGGAACUACAGGCAAAGCUCGAUGCCGAAGCUAGGCUUACAGGACGAUUAUGAUAGUCAACAGAACUACAUGAGCAUGGGCGUGUGUCGGACGGAGUCUCUGAAUAUACAGCUGGAAGUGCCUCCUGGGCAGAGCAGUGGGCUGGCGGUCCACGAGGAGAACGCUAUGCUGGUAGUUUCACAUGUGGCGGCUCAGUCGCCUGCGUACAGAUCCGGCUGCCUCCAAACAAGGGAUCGGGUUAUGUCAAUCAAUGGCCACGAGAAUCUUACUGUAGAUGUUGCUAAUGAAAUUUUGCAAAGGAGAAACGAUUCGCACAGUCCAAAAUAUCUAACGCUGAAUGUUGAAUUUAGUAUGCCCAAUACGAUAGAAGCAUCUAGUGGAGUAUUUAAUGUCAAAUUAGCUAAGACUACAGCGGGGCUUGGUGUUACAAUUACAGGGUGCAAACAGAAACUUCUGAGUAAUGAAGAACCGAUGGUUAUAUCAGACAUAAAGCCAGGAUCAGUGGCUCAUCGUAGUGGGGCUUUGGCGCCUGGAGAUCAGCUUUUGGCCAUAAACGGACAACCUUUACAUAAUUUGUCUUUAGACACUGCUUUCAAUAUUCUUCAAAACUCACCAGACGAAAUUAUCACUUUGAAAAUUCGUAAGCGUGACAUAACGGAAGAUUGGUCAAAUACUCACAAGCAUAAUCCGAAAUUAGCAUUACAAAGCUUUAGUAAUAUAGAAAUAAAGGCAGUUGUACACAGCGGUGAAGAUUCUGGACACCACACAGAUAGUCCGAAUAAUAGUGCUAAGGAAAGUGAAAGGAGUCACGGUAGCAAUGAGAAUGGCAAUACGGCUGUUUUUACAGUGGAGUUAAUAAAGCAAGAGAAUGGUCCCUUGGGUCUGACAAUCGCUGGAAGCGAGGAUGUGACCCAACCUGUAUUAGUCAGCGGGCUUGUUGAAGGCGGCGUAGCGGAAAAGUGUGGUAAACUAGCGAUCGGUGACGAAUUACUAAGUAUUAACGGAGAAAGCGUGUUGAGCAAACCCUUGUCAGAGGCAAUCAAACUAUUACAGCAGAGCGGGCAGCGGGUACAACUUCAACUUUGCAGGAAAGUUACAGGUUCUAUUGAAAGUGCUGAAUGUAGCGCUAGAGAUUCCAGUCAUUCCACAUCAAGUCCAGGUCUUUCUAACGACAGUGCUGUUGAGUCCUGGGAUCAAAAUACUCCUGUUCGAACUAGCGCAAACUGUGUUUAUAUUAUAGGUAAUUCAGAAGUGAUCGAAUACGCUGUACCAGAUAAAACUCGAAUGACAGACAAACAACCAUACUCCCCAACAGAUGAAGAUAAAUUAAUGGCUUCAAACUUUAAUUCAGCUGCUCCGUACAGCGUUAACGACCUCCCUUUGCCAAAUUAUUCCUUAAAUAAUUCGCUAAAGACUUUCCACUACGAAAACACCUGCAUCAUUCCGGAGAAUACUUUGAAAAACAAACAAAAUAUAACGAGAGAAGAUGAUGUUCAACAAAUUGAAAUUUUGACGACUAACAUGAAGGAUUGUCAACUACAUAAUAUGGAACGAUCGUCAUGUAAAUGCGAUUAUGUUCAGAUGGGGCCGUAUGGGAUGGUUUCCCCUAAAAUAAGAAGGCCUAAUUGGGAUAACGAUUACUUAAAUAAUGGUAUUUACACUGUGACAACACCACAGAAGUCGCCACUUAAAUCUAAUAUGGCGGGGACGAGUUUUCAGUUUUCGACGAGUCCUAUUUACGAGAAUGAUGUUCCAGGCCUCUACAAUAGCGACGCAGUCUCUCCAGCACGCGGUUCAAUCCAUCACGUGAUUCUGUACAAAGAUGCCAUUUAUGAUGACUAUGGGUUCUCAGUAUCUGAUGGACUAUACGAAAGAGGAGUUUACAUCAACAGAAUCAGAAAAGGAGGUCCGGCCGAUAUAGUGGGUUUACUUAGGCCUUACGAUAGGAUACUGCAGGUGAAUGGUACACGAACUGUGGACUAUGACUGCUGUCUCACUGUCCCAUUGAUAGCAUCCGCCGGAGAAAGAUUGGAGAUAGUGGUUCAAAGGCUGGCUACUUCCAGAGACCUCAAAAACAGACUGGAUGACAACUCGAGCCCCAGUGACAGUAUAGUGACAAAGACCAUUUAGUGUAUAACCCGACUUUAAUGAAACUCAGCCAAAGACUAACAGUUUCGUUAAUAUUUAAAAAUAUUUAUAAAGUGUCAAAAAUUGGUACUUAAGGUGCGUUGUCUAAUGAAAACAUUAUUGUAAAUAAAUAAGAUAAUUUUUAAUUUUUAAAUCUUGAUGCUGGUACCACCAAUAAUAUUAAAUCAAAGUAUCAUGCAGUGCUUAAAUUUCAACCUGAUUAAUUAGUAAAAUGGUAGUGUAAUAAAUUUAUCACGUUACAAAGUAAUAUGUGCGAUUAAUCGGAACAAAAUUAUUUUAAGAAUUAAUUAUACAUUUUCUAUAUUAAGUACUUGUAACAAAUUAUGAGUGCAAUGUGGUAUCAGUAUUAUAGAAAUAAUAAUGGUGCAGAAAUUUAUAAAUAGAUUUUCGUAUAUAAAUGCUGAUGAUGAAAAUAAGGGGAAAUGCGUAAUUGUGAUGUGUGGUGUUAAAAUGGCAAUUGAGAUUUAAUAGUUAACAUGUUUUUGUAAAUUGAUUAUAGAGCUGCCAUUUAAAUGUAAAAUUAAAGUUAACUAAGUUAAUAAACUAAAACGUAUUUUUUUCCUAAAAUGAUAAGUGGUGGUUUAUUUAAGGAUAACUAACACCAAAAAAGAUCAACCAAAAAUUGUUACAUCUUACUUUACUAGGGAAGUUAGCGCCAAAGAUGAAAAAUAAAUAACAUUAGUAGGUACAUUAAUAAGUACAUUGUUAUGAUAAAUUUAGUUUUAUGUGAUGGUUUAGUAAAUCCCGAAACGUGCCUACAUGUAUGCAUAGAGUUAGAUGCUAAAUAGAAUUGAAUUAUUUUUUAGUUUUAAUUUUUAUGAAUGUAAGCACAAAUUGCCCUUGCAUUUGCCGUUUGUAAACCGAUAAGAAAUGAUUUGUCCAUACUUAAUAGGUUUGCAACUAUUCUGUUAAAAAAGUUAAGUUUAUACGUUAUUUAUAAACAACUUUUUGUAAAUGACAUUAUGUUAUUUACAAAAUUUCUUUUGAAAUCCUACAUUCUAAUAAUAAUAAUGUAAAAAGUCACAGAGAAACUAUCGCCCUUAUAACUUUGUAAAUUAGAAUCAGUUGAAUUCAGUGACCGCUUUUCGUUUGGGCGCGUGCCAGAAAUUGUUUCCCAAACUACCCACUUUCUUUAUUCCGCACAGUUUCGCUGUGUUUCGACUUAAAUGUGUAUUUAUGUUGAUCACUGCAAUAACAUCACACCAUGUCAAGUAUAACAAAAUUGCCUUUUUUUUUAUUUCUGUCUUUCUGAUAAUCGCGCAUUUAUGAAUGUUUUCUAUGAGGUGGACUUUAAUGUCUGAAGUCCGCUUCAAUAGAAUACAAAUGAUGCAAUGAGAAUUUUUCACGUGUAAAUUAGUAGUGUUAUUGUCCUUUAUUCGCAUACUUUAGUAUUUAUUAUCAAGAACAUAAAUAUAUAAGCAUAUAAAUAAUAAAUAAACAUAAUUUAGUAAUUUACCGUUGUUGAAAUCAGACUGAUAGCAGAUUUAAAUAGCUUAGAUGUACAAUUUUGAGUAAUUAGUUUUUCUCAUCAAAGUAUAUAAUUAACCUCUUAUAAAGUAUUCUGAAGAACAAAAUAUAGAUUACUGAUACACUCGUGGACAAAAUCAAAAAGCCUUAGAUAUUCCUGAUUUACUUUAAAUAUUUUUAAAAUGACUAAGGCUUUAUUUGUAGUUUCUGUAAAGGCACAGUGUGAAUCUUUUAUAUUGAUUUCGUGGAAUAACUAUAAUAAAUAAUAAUUAGAAAAGAGGACUUUGUAAUAAUGUGUGUUAGGGUUUGAUCUAGAUAGAAAAUAAAAACAAUUAAAAAAUAGUAACAUUUAUCUGUUUUUGAAAAAAAAAUAGGAAAUAAUUCAACAUAAUGUAUGUAAACUUAAAAUAAUAACAAAAAUUUUGUAUUUAUAAUUCAGUUAAAUUUUAAUCCAAAUAGAUUUCAUUGGAAAAAAUAUUUGUAUUAUUUUAAUUUGAAAUGUUUGGCUAACUUGAAUAAAACAACAGCGUUGUGUAAAACCUUUGUUAAUGUUUAUAUAGUAUAAGAUGCUAUAAUCGAGUCUGUUUUAGUAAAAAAAAAAGUAUGACAUUUGCCCAUAUUAAUGUAGAUACUUAGUUAGUAAUUUUUUACAUUUUAUUUUUGUACCCUUAGUUGUAAGGAUAAUUUAUAUUAUUGUCAAUUAAUGUUUAUUAAUUGAGAGUAGCGGGGAGCCUAGCUGCUACAAUGGAGUUAUUGAAAUAAA
Molecule: messenger RNA, 5567 nt
Organism: Amyelois transitella
Lineage: Eukaryota; Metazoa; Arthropoda; Insecta; Lepidoptera; Pyralidae
Gene: Grip
Product: glutamate receptor-interacting protein 1
Exons: 16
Coding region: 86-3319 (1077 amino acids)
Biological process (GO): neurotransmitter receptor transport, endosome to postsynaptic membrane
Molecular function (GO): protein binding
Source: RefSeq, a predicted model, not a curated record